AUGUCACAACUCAACACCAUCGUUGUGGAUUGUGGUUCGUUCAUAACCAAAGCAGGUUUUUCGGAAGAUGAACAACCCACGCUCUUGACACCAUCAGCAACAUUCAAAGAUGAAACACAGGCCAUUGAUAUUGGAAAAUCCAUGAUCGAUGAAUCCUGUCCACCAAAAUAUUUCGUUGACCAGAACGAUGGUCAUAUGAAAGAUUUCGAUUCCUUGAAUAUCUUUUAUGAGAAAUUGUUCUAUAACAAAUUACACAUUGAGCCCAAUGAACAUGCUGUAUUAUUAAGUGAAGCUCCAUUCAUUCCCAAAUCACAAAGAGAACGUAUUCUUCAAAUCAUGAACUUUAAAUUUAUAUUCAAUGGAUUGAGUGUGAGUUGUGGUCAUUCCAGAACCUAUAGUGCUCCAGUCUAUGAAGGACAUGCUCUUCCACAUGCCAUUAAAUAUCUCAAUAUUGCAGGACAUGACAUGACUGAAUAUUUAAUUGCAUUGAUUUCAAAACGAAGCAAUGGAGGAACCAUUCAACAACCACAACAACAACCCAACGAAUGGUUAUCCUCGAAUUUAGUGGCACGAGAUGUCAUUCAAAAGAUGAAAGAACAAGAAUGUUACAUGUUAUCUACACCCAAUCAAUAUGAGAGAGCACUAAAAGGAAAUUCUAUUGAUGUCAAUAGUGUGAGUGAGAAUAGUACCACCAAUGAAACUUUAUAUGAAUUACCUGACGGUCAUGUUUUUUCAUUGACCCGUGAAGAGAGAUUUCAAAUUCCAGAAAUACUUUAUCAACCUCAACUCGUGAAUUUAGUUAUGAAUUCAAGUGUACUUGAAGGUAGUAGUAGUAGUGGUCGUAGUUGUAGUAUUAAUACUUUGGAAGAGAUGGUCAUUCAGUCCACACGAGCAUGUGGAUUUGUCGAUCAAUAUUUUGCAUUUCAAGUGUUCAAUGAUAUUGUAGUGGAGGGAGGAUGUACUCGUAUGAAGGGAUUUGCUUUACGUUUGAGAGCAUCUAUUGUGGAAGCCUUAUUACCAUUGGAUCGAUUUGUGACCAUUCAUCAUGGCAAUUCUACUCAAUGUAAUGUUUGGCAAGGAGGAUUAAUUUUAGGAUCACUCUCCAUCUUUACAAGUAUUGCAUGA
This is a messenger RNA of Naegleria lovaniensis, 1125 nucleotides long. RefSeq lists its product as uncharacterized. The record is from RefSeq and is a predicted model, not a curated record. NCBI's taxonomy places the organism in Eukaryota, Heterolobosea, Eutetramitea, Acrasida, Naegleriidae. The transcript has 2 exons. Bases 1 to 1125 code for a protein of 374 amino acids.